Molecule: messenger RNA, 1099 nt
Organism: Trematomus bernacchii (emerald rockcod)
Lineage: Eukaryota; Metazoa; Chordata; Actinopteri; Perciformes; Nototheniidae
Gene: mrpl2
Product: mitochondrial ribosomal protein L2
Exons: 8
Coding region: 100-999 (299 amino acids)
Biological process (GO): cytoplasmic translation
Cellular component (GO): ribosome
Molecular function (GO): RNA binding; structural constituent of ribosome
Source: RefSeq, a predicted model, not a curated record
ACGUCAUCAGUGCGCGACGCAGCGUGUAGGACUGUGAAGGACGCCGACUAGAAGCUUGUGAUGAAAUCAGUCUAAUAUAAAGAUCUGUCAGACGCUGUUAUGAUGGCGCUGUCGUGUCUAACCCGAGCCCUGCGGUCGCUGACUCUCUCCCAGCCUGCCCUGCUUUCCUCGCAGGGAGUUGCACAGACAAAGCUGGCACCUCAUGUGACUGGUGUAGUCCUAAACCAGUGCAGAGGCUUCCUCACCACAGCCUCUCUGAAGCAGAACAGGACACAAUGGAAGCUGAGGGAGAAGUAUACAAUCAAACCUAUUGGCAUGAAGAAGACCGGAGGCAGAGAUUACACAGGAAAGGUACGAACACAUGGCAUUGGUGGAGGCCAUAAACAGAAGUACCGGAUGAUAGACUUCCAGCGGCUGCGCUAUGAACCAAACAAAGUGGACCAGCCCUUUGACGAGAAGGUGGUUGAAGUGCGGUACGACCCAUGCAGGUCUGCUAACAUCGCCAUGGUAGCUGGAGGCAGCCGCCAAAGAUGGAUCAUCGCCACAGAGAACAUGCAGCCUGGAGACGUCAUUAAAACGUCUGCAGUUAUCGGACGCAUGGCAGUCUCAGCCAAUGAGGGCGAUGCGUACCCGCUGGGGGCCCUUCCUGUGGGGUCGCUGGUGAACAACCUGGAGAUACAACCAGGGAAAGGAUCCGAGUACAUUCGUGCAGCAGGCACAAGUGGCCUUUUGCUCCGUAAAGUGAAUGGAACUGCGAUCAUUCAGCUCCCUUCGAAGCAGCAGGUCCAGGUGUUGGAGACCUGCAUGGUCACAGUGGGACGCGUCUCAAACAUCGACCACAACAAACGGAUCAUUGGUAAAGCCGGGCGAAACCGCUGGCUCGGCAUCCGUCCCUCGAGCGGUUUGUGGCAGAGGAAGGGGGGCUGGGCAGGACGCAAGAUCAAACCCCUGCCUCCCAUGAAGGUCUACGUCAACCUGCCCUCCAUCUCUGCGGGCUAACACACUGGACAUUUGCUGGAUUUGAGAUGGUUGUCUCUUGUUAUAUUAAAUCAGGUUGUUUGUUGGAAGAGAAAGUAUGAAUAAAGACAAGCUGUUUGUA